Messenger RNA from Lynx canadensis (Canada lynx), 1203 nucleotides. Its product is annotated as actin-85C-like. Bases 1 to 1116 code for a protein of 371 amino acids. The transcript has 8 exons. The record is from RefSeq and is a predicted model, not a curated record. Lineage: Eukaryota; Metazoa; Chordata; Mammalia; Carnivora; Felidae.
AUGGACGUGCCCCUCGUCUGCGACUACGGCUCGGGCUUCAGCAAGGUGGGCUUUGCGGGCAUGGAAACCCCCCUGGCCGUGUUCCCCACCCUCCUCGGGCAACUUCGACACGACAAUCCGCUGGUGGGGAUGGGCGAGGAGGACUGGUUCCUCGGAGACGAGGCUCAGCAUAAGCGAGGGGAACUUAGCCUACAAUAUCCCAUCUCCCGGGCCACCGUCACGAACUGGGCCAACAUGGAGAAGAUCUGGCACCACUCCUUCUACCAGGUGCUCCGCGUCGCCCUGAGGCAGCAUCCUCUCAUGGUGACGGAGCCGCCUUUAAACACAAUGUCCAACAAAGAGAAGAUGUCACAGAUCCUGUUUGAGACCUUCAACGUGCCCGCCCUGUACUUAGCCAACCUGGGAGUCCUUUCUCUAUACGCCUCCGGCCAGACCUCCGGAACAGCCAUUGAGUCUGGAGAAGGAAUGACGUACUUUGUGCCCAUCAUUGAUGGCUGUCCUUUGCAUCAGUCAACCAUCCAGACGGACAUGGCAGGCCAAGACCUAACCUCGUAUCUCCUGCAACUAUUGACAGGCGGUGGGCACUCGUUGGUGAGCACAGGCGACCGGGAGCACGUCCGGAGCAUAAAAGAACAAUACUGCUACGUGGCUUUGGACUUUGACAAGGAAAAAGUAAAAACGGACUCGCCUUCCUACGCCCAGAAAGUUCAGCUGCCCGAUGGCCAGGAGGUCACCCUCGGGCAGGAGAAGUUCUUCUGCCCCGAAGUGCUUUUCCAGGCAGACCUCAUGGGGAGAAACGACCUGGGCAUCCAUAUGAAGGCCUUCCAGAGCAUCAGCUCCUGCAGCCCCGCCCUCUGGAAGAUUCUCUUCGGCCACGUUGUCUUGUCUGGAGGUACUGGCUCCUGUUCCGGCCUGCGGUUCCGGAUGCAGAGGGAAAUAUCCACCCUCGUUUCCCCUACAAUUAACGUGAAGGUAUCCACCUGCCCCAACUCCACGUACGGCGCCUGGGUGGGGGGUUCCAUCCUGUGCUCGCUUUCCACCUUCAAGGACAUGUGGGUCACCAGCCAGGAGUAUAAGGACAUCGGUUCCUCUGUCAUCAGCAGGAGAAGCUUCUGAUUUGUGGCUUUGUGGAUGCCAUCUUCUGGCCCACCGAUGCCAACUCCACCUUGGCCGGGCUGAUCAGUGCUGAGAACCAGCUCGAAU